GGCACUGUGGCCAGUAAGACUCAGUGUUGUCCCACAAGCAGGAGGAGACGGUAGCUGUCUCGCGUUCUACCCACCUCCAGUCUUCCACAUCCACCUUACCAUUACCGCCACACAGUGUAGGAAACUCCAGCAGGUUUCUUCUACCACACACCUCAGGAUGGACGAGGAACAGUUCAAAGCCGCCUCAAGGGAUAUGACCGAGUACAUUACUAACUAUAUCACCAACAUAAGGGACAGGCGAGUGUUGCCAGAGGUGGAACCCGGCUAUUUACGACCACUUCUGCCGGAUCAUGCACCAGACACACCCGAUGAAUGGAGUGAUGUGAUGGCUGAUAUUGAGAGGGUCAUCAUGCCAGGGGUGACCCACUGGCAUUCCCCGCAGUUCCACGCCUACUACCCAACUGCCAACACCUACCCGUCCAUCCUCGCGGACAUGUUGAGCGAUGCCAUCGGCUGUAUUGGCUUUACAUGGAUCUCGUCGCCAGCAUGCACGGAGCUGGAGGUGGUGAUGAUGGACUGGUUGGGUGAGCUGCUUGGCCUCCCUCAACAGUUCCUAGCGUCCUCUGGCGGCAAGGGAGGGGGCGUCAUACAGGGAACGGCGAGCGAGGCAAGCCUGGUGGCCUUGUUGGCUGCCAAGACCAAGAUGGUAAAUAAACUGAAGGAGAAGAAACCAGAUUUACUGAAGGAUACAAUCACCUCCAAGUUAAUCGCAUAUGCCUCAGACCAGGCUCACUCAUCAGUGGAGAGGGCCGGAUUGCUGGCAGGAGUUAAGAUGCGGCAAGUGGUCUCAAAUGACGAGUUUGCUAUGCGCGGCCCAGCUCUACGCCACGCCAUCCAGCAGGAUUUGAAGCUGGGCCUCAUUCCAUUCUUUGAGGUGUUGACAAUGGCCACUUCUGUCUGUUCUUUCGACAACUUGCGGGAGUUGGGGGAGGUCACUCAAGAGUUUGAUCUGUGGCUGCAUGUGGACGCUGCUUAUGCUGGGGCAGCGAUGGUGUGUGAGGAGUACCGCUACCUGAUGGAUGGGGUAGAGUUGGCCCAGAGCUUCAACUUCAACCCUCACAAGUGGCUACUCGUCACCUUUGACUGUUCUGCCAUGUGGGUAAAGAAUGCCAAUGAUCUUGUGGAUGCCUUCAAUGUUGACCCUCUGUACCUGAAACAUGACAAACAGGGCCUGGCACCAGACUACAGGCACUGGCAGAUCCCACUGGGUCGCCGCUUCCGCUCUCUCAAGCUGUGGUUUGUAAUGAGACUGUAUGGCAAACAGGGAUUCCAAGCACACAUCAGAAAGCAGAUUGGUUUGGCACACCAAUUUGAGGACUAUGUGAAGGCUGACCAGCGCUUUGAGCUCAUCCUCCCUGUCACCCUUGGUCUUGUCUGUUUCAGGCUUAAGAAGAACAAUGAAGUCAAUGAGGCUCUGCUGAAGAAUAUCAACUCUGAUGGGGUCAUGCACCUGGUGCCGUCCAAGAUCCGUGGCACCUUCUUCCUCAGGUUUUGUGUGUGCUCGGAGCUGACAGAGACUUAUGAUAUUGAAAAGUCCUGGCAGGAAGUUCUCAAACAGACGCAACGUGUACUGCAGCAAAAUUAGAUCCCUACAACAAGAGAAUUAGAGGCCUCCCCCACCAUUUUGGGUGAAGAAUUAAAUGAUUUUCUAACAAUCUAACUGGAGGCCACCUCAACCAUUCCUGCCAAGGAACUAAAGGCUUCCUCAAUCAUUCCAGAAGAACUAAAGGCUUCUUUAAUCAUUCCAGAAGAACUAAAGGCUUCCUUAAUCAUUCCAGAAGAACUAAAGGCUUCUUUAAUCAUUCCAGAAGAACUAAAGGCUUCCUUAAUCAUUCCAGAAGAACUAAAGGCCUCCUCAGUCAUUCCAGAACUAAAGGCUUCCUCAAUUAUUCCAGAAGACCGAAAGGCUUCCUUAGUCAUUCCAGAAGAACAAAAGGCUUCCUUAGUCAUGAUAUAGAUGGCUUUUCAACCUUUCCAGCAGGAAAAACAGUAUUCUCCAACUAUUUCAAAAGAAGAACCAAUGGCCUUCAUCCCAAGAGAAGAAUUGGAAGCCUCUUCGUCCAUCUUGGGUGAGGAACUGGAUGCCCUUUCAUCCAUUCCUUAACAGCUACAGGAGAAAAAUUAACAACUUAAACAAUUCCAAGAGAUCAAGGUGCUUCCUCAACCACCAUUGCGGGUGAAGAGUUAAAGUCUUCCUUAACUAAUCCAGAAGAACUGGUGCUUCUUUCACAUGGUAUUAAACUUGAAGCACUGGACCAGAUAUCUUGUUACUAUUUAGCAUUUAAAGCUGAACUGUACCAAUAACUGUGCAGUAUAAAGAAUCUUCUUUAGAAAAUAUAUUUCAGCAUCACGGAAAUACAAUACACUGUACAGUAUGUAUAUUAGUUCAACAUCUGAAGAAAGAAUUUAAUGUGAUAGAACGUAAUUUCGAUAUCAAAGAAAUGCCUUAAAGAGCGAGAUAAUUUUCUUGUCCACAUGAUAUGAUAAAUCUGUAUUAUCUAUUUUUGGUAGAAUGAUGCAUGUAUGGGCAAUCUAAUAUUAGAUUACUAGGAAAGCUUCUCAUGAAUUAUCAACUGACGAAGAAGUUUACAAUACUGUAUUUUUUGCAGGACAUUUUCAUGUCUCACUAACCAUAUGAAAAAGUAUGACUUACUGCCUAGGUAAAAAAUGCAUAUAAUUUCCUUCCAUUAACCAAAAUGGCAGUAGAGUACAGUACAGUACUGUACAGUACAGAGUAUUCAAAAUAUCAUCCAUAAUACAAUAAAGUACAGUACAGUACAUUACUGUAUUUUUUUAUGUACAUGAAGUCAGUUCCCCUUUUGUUUACAGUUCCAGUUCUUCAACUAUUUGUGUUUUAUUUGUAUGAAGAAUAUAUUUUACUUGUUUAAAUAAUCCUGUUAUUCCUUUUGUUGUUCAGCUGUCCAAACUCUUGAGUGCUCCAGUUUUCAGGGAAUUCUGUAUAUCCCUGUGAGGUAGCUGUCAAUAUUUGGAAUUAUAGGAAGAAUAUUUUUGUACACUUUGGUCAGUUACUGUAUUUACAGUACAUGAUUCUUAGAUAUUGAUAUUUCCAAAGAUGAAGAAAUCAAACUUAACAAGAGCAUUUUCUCUAGGGGAAUUACUGCUAUGUUUUGCAUUUUACUGUUACCACUUAGGAGGAAAUACUAUACCGUACUGUACUAUACCGGUAUGUUUGAAUAAUUUUACUUACACAAUCAUUAUCAUGUCACCUUUUAUGCUUGCCUUGUGUCACUCCUCAGUGUCCCUUUCUUUAGUACCGGUAUUGAUUUGGCCAUUGGUCCACCCUAUGCAAUAGUGAGAGAGAAAUAAGGAUAAAAAAUAUUUUAUAAUUUGUUGAUUAAAUUAUCAAUUCUACCAUUUAUAUUUUUAUUUUUCUGUUUAUGUGUGGUGCAGUACAGUACAGUACAGUAUUUUACUGUUUUAAUUUACUGUCUAUUUUGUAAUGUACGAUACUGGCCGGAGACGGGACAGCGCAUCUGCCCAAUGUUUUGUACUCCCGGUAUAUAAGUUGCCUUGAGGUAAAGUGUUUGUGUAACACAACCACUGAAGGUUUUUGCUGACAGUUGUAGAAGGGGCCAAGAUUUGGUUGAGUCUUGAUGAUUGAGACAAAGCUAAGCGUCACAUAGAUAAGCGUCGUAUUCUGAGGUUGAACAAAAAAUUGCUUUACAUGGCAUCUGCCCCAACUAGAAUUGGUCAUGCCAAGGGAAGGAGGUCACCCUGAUUCUCAUUUCUUUCUGCCCUACAAUAUGGCAUCUACUUACAGGUAUUGCUUCCAUAUUUACAUGUCCUUUUACUAUACAGUAUCAGUACUGUAUAUUGGAAGUACACAGUAUGUCCUUUUUUUCUUUAGCACUAUUUUGAUUGCAUUUAAUAGAACCAGUAAUCAUUUCUUUGUCACCUUUAUACAGUAUAUAAGUACUGUACUGUACAAUAUCUCUGAUGCAAGAUGGUGUUAAGGAGCUUCCAGGUGUGUUAUUAAUAAUGAGAUACAUGAUCCAAUAAGUGCCUCAGAGUACUGGUGCUGAAGCUUCCCCUAACAGUGCCAUACUAUUACGCAUAAUUAAUAAAUAAUGGUUGUGAAUACA
Molecule: messenger RNA, 4103 nt
Organism: Homarus americanus (American lobster)
Lineage: Eukaryota; Metazoa; Arthropoda; Malacostraca; Decapoda; Nephropidae
Product: aromatic-L-amino-acid decarboxylase-like
Exons: 15
Coding region: 158-1585 (475 amino acids)
Biological process (GO): amino acid metabolic process; catecholamine metabolic process; serotonin biosynthetic process
Molecular function (GO): pyridoxal phosphate binding; aromatic-L-amino-acid decarboxylase activity
Source: RefSeq, a predicted model, not a curated record